Messenger RNA from Tinamus guttatus (white-throated tinamou), 889 nucleotides. The record is from RefSeq and is a predicted model, not a curated record. NCBI's taxonomy places the organism in Eukaryota, Metazoa, Chordata, Aves, Tinamiformes, Tinamidae.
AUGGCUGCAGAGAGCCCCCAGGAGCAAGGGGGGGACCUGUGGCCAGGGGACAAUGAGGGGCUACAGAGCGACGAGGAGGCUGGCACUGGCGCGGAAGUGCUGGAGGAGGCCCGGGACUGGGGCACAUUGGCAGGGCUGGUGUGGCAGGGCAGAGAGCUCGGCCUCCUCAACGAGCUGUGGUUAGGAGAUGUGCGGGAUGCACAGCCAUGGACUAUCUUCACAUCCUACCAACUGGAGGAGCUGGAAAAGGCCUUCAAUGAGGCCCACUAUCCUGACGUGUAUGCUAGAGAGAUGUUGGCCAUGAAAACAGAGUUGCCAGAAGACAGGAUACAGGUCUGGUUCCAGAACCGCCGGGCCAAGUGGCGGAAGAGGGAGAAGUGCUGGGGCAGGAGCAGCGUGAUGGCAGAGUACGGCCUCUAUGGUGCCAUGGUGCGUCACUCCAUCCCACUGCCCGAGUCCAUCCUCAAGUCUGCCAAGGAUGGCAUCAUGGAGUCCUGCGCCCCUUGGCUCCUGGGGAUGCACAAAAAAUCUCUGGAGGCAGCGGCUGAGGCAGGAAGGAAGACAGAAGUGGAACGUCAGGCCCUGCCCAAGCUUGACAAGAGUGACAAGGAAGAGAGGGGCCCAGAUCCCAAAACCACCAUUUCCCAGGAAGAACUGAGAGAAAACAGCAUUGCUGCCCUCAGGGCCAAAGCUCAGGAGCACAGCACCAAAGUCCUGGGGACCAUCGCUGGGGACCCCCCGGCCCUGGGCAGGAAGCCAGAGAAAGGGGAGGAGGCUGCGGUAGAGGAUGAGAGACAGAUGGAGAAGUCGAACUCAUCACAAAAGGAGGAGAAGCUGAUCUAGAGGGGAAGAGAUGAUGAAAACCAGCCCCAAAAGACACUGUCUCCUC